Caenorhabditis sp. 36 PRJEB53466 is the source of this 1296-nucleotide messenger RNA. NCBI's taxonomy places the organism in Eukaryota, Metazoa, Nematoda, Chromadorea, Rhabditida, Rhabditidae. The record is from the annotation of a GenBank genome assembly.
AUGCUGAGUGCUCUCAUCCUCCUCCAGUUGCUCAUUCCUCCCAGUUCGCAGUUCUUCUUCGGCGGAGCUGGAGGUGGAGGCGGUGGCUGCGGAUGUCCGUGCCCGGUCCCCCCGCCCGUUCCCAUCUGUGCUCCUCCUCCGAUUUGUGCUCAACCUGCUCCGUGCUCCUCUCCUUCCUACGCUCAACCUACCUCCUAUCCUCCUAUCCCUCCUAUCCCUCCUACUCUUCCUACCCGUCUUCCUAUCCCGCAUCGCCAUUCUAUCAAGUGAGUUCCUCAUGUUCCAUGUUUCCUUCUUUUCAUUUCCUUCUUUUCAGCCCGGUUGGUCUCCCGCCUCUUCCUAUUCCACUUCCUACUCUGCCGCUCCGCCCCCGCUCCUCAUCCCUUCCGCUCCUUCCUACGUGGCUCCGGUCUCCGCGCCCGUCUACUCGGUGGCUCAAUCCAUCCGGUGCCCGGUCCGUUGCCUCCUUCUCCUCUUUUCGUUCCGGCUCCUCCGCCGCUUCCGAUCUCAGUCAAUGACAGAUAUGACAAGUUAGUAUUAUUGGUUUAGUCUCAAAGCAAGUUAGCCCGUUUCUCAGAAUCGCCAUCGUCACUUCCAUCGCCACGACGGCCUCCUAUCAACAGAUCGGAUACUCUCCGGCUACCGUAAGAAAAAGAGACGUGCCAGGAAAGUAGUGUCCGAUUCAGAGUAUUUAUGAGAAGCAGUACGACGAGGAAAACAGUUUGGAAGGGAUGGCCCCGCCCCCGCCGCCUCCGCCUCCAGUUGAUCCUCCAAAGUUCGUUGAAUUCUGAUUUUGGGUUGAAGCCACGAUUGAUAAUAAUUUGUAGGGAGCCUAUUCCAGUACCGAUCACGUACGACUACCGUACUUCUGAAGUGAUGACGCCCACGGGCUACUACAAACCGGCAUAUGUGCCCAAUUACAUCGAAGACGCCUCGGAAGAGGGACCACUCGUGGAAAAGCAGGGAUACUGGGCGAAGGGACCGCCCAUCCCGUACUCGUCUUCCAAGUACGACCAGUUUGAAAACAGACACAACAUUCUGAAGCGAAUGAAGACGGAAUCAAUCCCUCGGACGAACAACACUUGCAAUUCGAUCAAAUUGGCCAAUGUGAUGAUGAGAGCGAUUGUGCAAGACGUGACCGUUUCGAAGAGAAUGAUUCAGCACGCAACGAAGCUGGCCUUUGAUGGUGCAAAAUUCGAUGUGUUCUGUGCUAUCGGCGAAUUCAGCUACAGUAUUCACUCGCGUAAAUACUGCGAAGUGACGAAGGAGGAGGUAACUUGCUUCGCAUUCCGUUGA